AGCACAGCCGGACUGGCAGCGUGAGGGGCCAUGGCGACCUACGUGCAGCUGAACACCGGAGCCAAGAUGCCCAUCCUGGGGCUGGGCACCUGGAAGGUAACAGCUUGAGAGAAAACCACUCGGACUGCACAGCUCCCUGGCACCAAGCUCGCUUGCUUCUGCUCGGCCUGCCUGUGGGACUGAGCCUGUGUGAGAGAGGGGCUAUGCAGAAAUGGAUGGAGUUUUGCCAUUCUUCUUCUGCUAGGAAACAGGCAUUCACACUGCACUGAUUUGAACUGCUAAAGGCAUCGUUUUCAGUCCCCACCAGGGCAAGUGACAGCUGCAGUGAUGGCUGCAAUCGAUGCUGGAUACCGCCACUUUGAUGGUGCCUAUGCGUACCAGAACGAGAAGGAGGUUGGGGAUGCGAUCCAGCAGAAAAUCAAGGAAGGCGUUGUGAAACGAGAGGACCUCUUCAUUGUCAGUAAGCUGUGGUCCACAUUUCAUGAAAGACAUCUGGUGAAGGGAGCCUGCCAGAAAACUCUUGCCGAUCUAAAACUGGAUUACCUGGAUCUCUAUCUCAUCCACUGGCCUUCUGGCUUCAAGGCUGGAGAGGAUCUAUUUCCCACAGAUGACAACGGCAUGGUUAUACCCAGUAACACUGACCUUCUAGAAACAUGGGAGGCCAUGGAAGAGCUGGUGGAUGCUGGCCUGGCAAAAGCCAUUGGCAUCUCCAACUUCAACCAUGAGCAGAUUGAAAGAAUCUUGAACAAGCCAGGACUGAAAUACAAGCCUGCAAACAACCAGAUUGAAUGUCAUCCAUACCUGAUCCAGGAGAAGCUGAUCAACUACUGUCAAUCCAAAGGGAUUGCUGUGACAGCAUAUAGCCCCUUUGGCUCUCCUGACAGACCAUGGGCUAAGCCAGAGGAUCCUUCUCUUCUGGAUGACCCCAAGAUUAAAGAGAUUGCAGCCAAGCACAACAAAACUGCAGCACAGGUUCUCCUUCGCUUCCACAUCCAGAGAAACGUGAUUGUGAUCCCCAAGUCCGUCACACCACAGCGCAUUGUGGAGAACUUCAAGGUCUUUGACUUUGAAUUGACUCAAGAAGAGAUGGCAACUCUUCUCAGCUUCAACAGGCACUGGAGGAUGGGUAUAGUGAGCCAGGCCAAAACACACAAGGAGUACCCUUUCCAUGCAGAAUACUGAUGCUGUUUGUAACCUGGCCUUCACUAUACCCCUGGUGUUUCAUGUGCCUCUCCCCUAGCUUUGAGCUCUGUAUCCAGCUUUCUUAAUGCGGCUGUCCUGAUGCUGCCAGUGAAAUCAAAGGACAUUUAUUCCAUUGAUUUUGUCUGACUUUAUUCUUUGGAAGAUGGAAAGAGAAGAGUUCAGUAGAAUAAGUUGUGGGAUGUAAUAAUUUCCUGCUUAUCAGAAGAGAGGAGGAUUACUGAAGUAUCUGGGCAGAACUGCUCAGCGGAAAAUGAGGACAUCUUGAAUGCAUGAACCACUAUUCAGCAAGUGCCUUCAGUCUUGCAUCAGCACAAACCAGAGGCUGAGAAUCCACAAGAGCAAACAGACAUCCACCACUGCAUGAGAAGGCUCACAAAUUUUAAAUAAAAGUAACUUGAAAGCGUGAAAUCAUUACUGGCUGAAAUGUUGGUGCAGGGGUGGUGGGUUGGAUCAUUUUUUUUAGAAAUUAAAUGAAAUCUCUAUGAAUUUUA
Molecule: messenger RNA, 1694 nt
Organism: Gallus gallus (chicken)
Lineage: Eukaryota; Metazoa; Chordata; Aves; Galliformes; Phasianidae
Product: aldo-keto reductase family 1, member B1-like
Exons: 10
Coding region: 328-1182 (284 amino acids)
Cellular component (GO): cytosol
Molecular function (GO): aldose reductase (NADPH) activity
Source: RefSeq, a predicted model, not a curated record